Messenger RNA from Saprolegnia diclina VS20, 4051 nucleotides. RefSeq lists its product as hypothetical. The transcript has 20 exons. The record is from RefSeq and is a predicted model, not a curated record. Gene Ontology annotation, molecular function: protein binding. Bases 50 to 4051 code for a protein of 1333 amino acids. Lineage: Eukaryota; Oomycota; Saprolegniomycetes; Saprolegniales; Saprolegniaceae.
CCGAUGUUCUAGAGUUCAUUCCCGUGUGCGUCAAGCCUUCACAAGAGAGAUGCCGCAUGCUCCGUGGGAAGUGGAGUCGGUGGACAGCGACGCAGUGGCCAACGACGACGUGGCCAACGACGACGAGACGACCUCGCUCCUCGACCUCUUUGCUUUCAACAAGGAAGGCGAGCUGCUUCGGCGCCUGCGAACGCCUGGCGUGGUCACUGACAAGGACCUUGCGACACUCAAUGAGGAUGGCGACUCGGUGCUGUCGCUCGCUGCCACGUACGGCAACCUGCCACUCGUGCAAGCCAUUGCAGAGUUGGUGUCGUCCGAGACACUCCGAUUGGUUGCGUGGACGACGCUGCAGCGCGCUGUCAUCAACAACCAAGUCGAGGUGCUGACGUACCUCUGGGAUGUCAUUCCAAAUGCUGCUACGCUAACGUCGUCCACGACGGGCAAUUCGCUGCUGCACGAGGCCGCCGAAUGCAGCGGGAUCGAGACGCUUCUCUAUCUCAUUUCGCGCUUUCCGGAUCUCAAUCUUCGCAACGAGGCGGGCGAGACACCGUAUUUGGCCGCGAAGCGAAAGUGGGCGUUUCCGUGUGCCUGGCACCUCGAAAAAGCCGGUGCCAACGUCUACGCGCGCGCCAACAACGGCGACACGCUGUGUCAUUACAUCAUUCGGUAUGCCUUCGACGAAGACGCCUUGUACGAGAUCCUCGAAGGUUUCUUUGGGGAAGACCACACGGUUGACGUUGCCAAUGAGGCUGGCGAGCGGCCGAUCGACCUGACGACCAACCCUCGCAUCAAGGCGCUGUUGAGUGCCGAAGUCGACUUUCGCUCCGCGUUUCCCGUACACGUUCUUGUGCGCACCAACAACGUCGACCGCUUCGAUACAUGGCUUGCUGACAUGCGACGCGACCAUCCGCAUGACGCAGACGACGCCAUUACCGCAGCGCUCGCGCUUCCCGACUCGAUGGGUCGCACGCCCCUCAUGCACGCGGCGCGGAUGUUUGAAGACAAUCGAGACACGACCCAGGUGCUCCACCGCAUUCUCGAGUAUAUCUCUGCUGACGUCAUUACGGCCAAGGACCAUGAAGGACACACGGCGCUCGAUAUGCUCAUGCACGAAAUGGUGAUUUGCGCUGUCAACACUAUUGGCGCGAAUACCGCCUAUCGCAUGCGCGCAAUCUACGCUGUGGCCCGACAAGGACACCUCCCCCUCGACUGCACGCACCUCCCGCCCGAGUACCACCGAGAAGCCAACCUGAUGCUCACGGGCACUGCGCCGCGCACUUGCAUUGGCGACUGCAUGACGAAUGCGUCGUCGACAAGCGAGCUGGUUCGAGCCGCUGCCGGCCGCAAGUGGAAGGAGCUGAGCGGGCUUUUGGACAGACCGCGCGCCACCGACGUCCUCAACCAGACAGACGAUUGGAAGCGCGGGGGCUACACGGCCCUCCAUCACGUGUGCCGGUGUGGACAUGUGGCUUCGCUACAGCUACUUUUGGAGCAGCCAGACCUCGACCUCAACAUUGAAUCGUUUGAUGGAAAAACAGCGUUGGAGCUCGCGGUGAACGCAAAUUUUCCCGAGAUCGUCCGACGUUUGCUUGACGCCAGCGCGGACCCGAAAGCCGACGACGAUUUGGACGAGUCGAAACUGGCGGCGCUGUGCGCCUCGGCGACCGAGAGUCAGCGCCUUGUCUACGAGUACUGGGCACUCUCACUCUUUGAUCGGGGCUUUUACCUCGCCAACGUCGGCAAUGUAGCGACAGCCCGCGAAAUGAUGGCGCAAAAGCAGACGCCGAUGCAUGCGGCCAUGCACGUCGCCUUUGCCAAAGCGGCACUGGACGAGAUUGCAAUGAACGUUGACUUGGACCAGCAAGACAUUAACGGCGAAACGGCUCUCAUGGUUGCGGCGAAAUCGGGUAAUAUUUUCAACGUCGAUUACCUCAUCGCCAAAGACGUCAACCUCGACUUGGAAGACAACGAGGACCGCUCGGCCCUCCUGCUCGCCGCGAUGAAAGGCGAUGCACUGAUUGUGGAGAUCCUACUCCAGCACGGGGCCGAAAUCUACGAUGACGAUGACGAUCGGAGUACGCUUGCGCGUUUCGCGCAGCUGACCAUUGUUGAGAGCGAUGAACUUCCCCCCCCCGAGUUUUUAUGGCCGGUGCGGGAGCUUCUGGAGAACGAGAUCAAACUCCGGCGCGACUCGCCAGCGUUCCAGCAAAAGCGCGCGUUCUCGAUGGUGACCAUGUCGAUCGACGACGUCUUUUACAAGGGUGGCUUUGCCAAAGCCAUCGCGCUGAGUCCAAAACUCGGCCUCAAGUUUCUCAACGACUGCGUGACGCUGCAUCGUCACGAAGCCGAGUUCCUACAUCUCGAGGCAGUCUACGGCCAAACGACCAAGAAGAGUGCGCUCCAGGCCGUCCUGGACCUCGACUUGAAGGACGUCGACAAGACGUUUGCGACCCAGAAGGCUCUGUUGGAACACAUUGUCUUUCGGCGGCUCCUCGACGUUAAGUGGAAGCUGUUUGGCCAGCGUCUCUACUUUCAGCAGCUGCUCACAAACGUCCUCCUCCUCUUCACGAUGGCGACGUCGUCAUUCUAUAGCAGUGACGUAGCGCCGUCGAUGGCUGCAAGCGUCUUUGGUCUCUCGACAUGCGUCCUUAUCGGGUUCGCCUACUUGACGCUCAAGCGACUCGCACCGAGGACGCUCUAUGGCGACGCACGCUAUUUGCGCUACGGACGUCGCCAUUUCCAAUAUGCAAUGAGCAUGACCUUCUGGGAGCACCGGGUCUCGGUCUUGACACGCCGACUCGCUGGCGUAUUCUCGGCGCUUUGCGUUGUCGCCUUGGCGAUUGCGGCGCCGCAUCUGCACCUCGCGGUGUGGUAUCCGACAUUCAACACGGCUGUGCUCUUGUUCACAGCGCUCUACUUUGUGCUGACGGAGCGCCAAGAGAUGAAAGCAGGCUACCGUAUCCACUUUCAAUCGCACACGAACAAAGCGCAGUUGCUCGUGUACCUUACGAUCAUCACAGUUUUUGUGCCCAUCAAACUCAAUUGGUUUCCGAUUUCGCCUGAGAUUGAGUUUGGUCUCUCGGGCUUCCUCACGCUCGCGCUCUGGGUCCUCUCGCUUCAGUUUCUGGAGACCGAGGCGGCCAACCGUGCAGCGUGGUCGACGCUGGUCGACGAGCUGGAUGCGACGAUCGACAAGGAGCUCGACUUCCUUCGCGACGCGCUGCAGCACGUCCAGCACUUUACGUCGUUGACGGUGUCGACCAUCUUUGCCGACGACCUCAAGCACAUUGGAAAGUCCCGCAGCCAGCUCAAUGUGAUCGUCGACGAUGCACGCAAGAGCAAUGGCGAGUUCCGCGACAAGGUGUUGGCAGCACUGCAGUCGCACCUCAAGAAGAAGCUUGGGCAGCUCAAGGACAAGCUGCUGCGGCUCUGGGCGCCCAAGUUUGACGCCAAGGACAUGAGCGCGCGCGCCGAGUGCAUGCUUCUCUUCCAGAUGGCGCAGCGCUCGACGAUGGACGCGCAGCUGCAGAAGGUGAGCGAAACUGUCUUGGACGUGGUUCUGGCCAGGGACCUCGAGCACAUUGAGACAGCGCGCGCCCUCCUCAAGGUGAUCAUAGAAACGGCGCGGUUGAGCUGCGGUGUCUACCGAGAUAUGGCGCUCGCGGCGCUUCAGAAGCAAGUCAAGAGGACACUCACCAAGCUCAAGGAAAAGCUUUUGACGCUCUGGAAGCUCCGGCUCGACGCUGCCGAGAUGGACGCACGCGCCGAGUGUGUUCUUCUCUACAACAUGUCGCAGCGCUCAACCAUCAAAGACGAGCUCCAAAAGGUCAUCGACGCCAUCGAGAAUGCCGUGCAAAACGUCAUCACGCCGCCAACCGAGUGCAACGACGACGGCGACACGAAGCCCGACGACAAGCUGGUCGCGCUCGAGGCCAAGGUGGAGGCGCAGUCCAAGCAGCUCGAAGCGGUCGCCGCCAAGCUCGACGCGAUCCUCGCACUUGUGAGCGGUGUCAACAACAAUGGUACACGCUACGACGUCCAAGAAGUCUAA